AUGGUGAGUUUGGGCAAGAAGCGGCAGCGGGAUGAAGACGACGACGGGCCUGGCCCCAGCGGCAACCAGGCUCCCACCGUAGGCCAGCAGACGUCCCACAUAAAGAACAAGCAGGUCAGAGGAGCCAAGUAUGCCAAGCUGAAGCACGAGAAGAAUAAGCUGAAGAAGAAGGAGCGGGCGCUGCGGGAAAAGGAGGUUGCCCGGGCAGAGGAGCUGGGCAUCGAGCCCCCGCCAAAGCCGGUGCCAAAGACAAUAGAGAACACACGGGAGAAGGAUGAAACCAUGGUGCAGCCAGACGACGCAGAGGUGGCGGCAGACGAGGACCAGGAUGAGUUUGCCGAGCACUUCAAGCGAGUGCGGCCGCCCAAUGUGCUCAUCACCACCAGCUACAAGGUCACUGGCGCGAUGUACCGCUUCAUAUCUGAGCUACUAGAGGUGCUGCCGUGUGCCACAUACUACAAGCGGCAGGGCUAUCCACUGAAAAAGAUUGUGGAGUAUGCCAAGAGUCGCGACUUUACGGACCUCAUGGUGUUCAAUGAGGAUCGCAAGCAGAUCAACGGCCUGCUGCUGGUGCACCUGCCUGAUGGGCCCACUGCGCAGUUCCGUCUCUCUAACCUAGUGCUGUCGAACGACAUCAAGGGCCACGCGCGCGCCACGAGUCACCGCCCCGAGCUGGUGCUCAACAACUUUGACACCCGGCUGGGGCACCGCGUGGGGCGCAUGUUUGCCAGCCUGUUCCACCAGGACCCCACAUUCCGGGGGCGUCGCGUGGUCACCUUCCACAACCAGCGCGACUUCAUCUUCUUCCGCCACCACCGCUACAUAUUUGAGGAGCGGCAGAAGAAGGAGAAGGGGAAGAAGGAGAAGGUCAACACGGUCAAGGCGCGGUUGCAGGAGAUUGGGCCGCGCUUCACUCUCAAGCUGCAGAGCCUGCAGAAGGGCACCUUUAACAGCAAGGGCGGCGAGUUUGAGUGGAUGCACAAGGCGGGCGAGCAGGACACGAGCCGCCGCAAGUUCCAGCUUUAG
This is a messenger RNA of Chlorella variabilis, 1026 nucleotides long. RefSeq lists its product as hypothetical. The transcript is spliced from 7 exons. Gene Ontology annotation, molecular function: rRNA primary transcript binding. Bases 1 to 1026 code for a protein of 341 amino acids. The record is from RefSeq and is a predicted model, not a curated record. Gene Ontology annotation, biological process: maturation of LSU-rRNA; maturation of 5.8S rRNA. Lineage: Eukaryota; Viridiplantae; Chlorophyta; Trebouxiophyceae; Chlorellales; Chlorellaceae. Gene Ontology annotation, cellular component: preribosome, large subunit precursor; nucleolus.